AUGACGGGCCAGAGUCUGUGGGACAUGUCCCAGGCCAGCAACGUCGAGGACGGGGAGAUUCGCAUCAAUGUGGGCGGCUGCAAGAGGCGGCUGCGCUCCCACACCCUGCUGCGCUUCCCCGAGACGCGCCUGGGCCGCCUGCUGCUCUGCCACUCGCGCGAGGCCAUCCUGGAACUCUGCGACGACUACGACGACGUGCAGCGGGAGUUCUACUUCGACCGCAACCCCGAGCUCUUCCCGUACGUGUUGCAUUUCUACCACACCGGCAAGCUCCACGUCAUGGCCGAGCUGUGCGUCUUCUCCUUCAGCCAGGAGAUCGAGUACUGGGGCAUCAACGAGUUCUUCAUCGACUCCUGCUGCAGCUACAGCUAUCACGGCCGCAAAGUGGAGCCUGAGCAGGAGAAGUGGGACGAGCAGAGCGACCAGGAGAGCACCACGUCCUCCUUCGAUGAGAUCUUGGCCUUCUACAACGACGCCUCCAAAUUUGACGGGCAGCCCCUGGGCAAUUGCCGCAGGCAGCUGUGGCUGGCGCUGGACAAUCCCGGCUACUCAGUCCUGAGCAGGGUCUUCAGUGUCCUGUCCAUCUUGGUGGUGUUGGGAUCCAUCAUCACGAUGUGCCUCAAUAGCCUGCCAGAUUUCCAAAUUCCUGACAGCCAGGGCAACCCUGGUGAGGACCCCCGGUUCGAAAUCGUGGAGCACUUUGGUAUCGCCUGGUUCACCUUUGAGCUGGUGGCCAGGUUUGCUGUGGCUCCUGACUUUCUCAAAUUUUUCAAGAAUGCACUCAAUCUUAUCGACCUUAUGUCCAUCGUCCCCUUCUACAUCACUCUCGUGGUGAACCUGGUUGUGGAGAGCUCGCCGACCUUGGCCAACUUGGGCAGAGUGGCUCAGGUCCUGAGAUUGAUGCGGAUCUUCCGAAUCUUAAAGCUGGCCAGACACUCCACGGGCCUCCGCUCCUUGGGAGCUACCUUAAAAUACAGCUACAAAGAAGUAGGGCUGCUCUUGCUCUACCUCUCUGUGGGGAUUUCCAUCUUCUCUGUGGUGGCCUACACCAUUGAAAAGGAAGAAAAUGAGGGCCUGGCCACCAUCCCUGCCUGCUGGUGGUGGGCCACUGUGAGCAUGACCACCGUGGGGUAUGGGGAUGUGGUUCCAGGGACCACAGCAGGAAAGCUGACUGCCUCUGCCUGCAUCUUGGCAGGUAUCCUGGUGGUGGUACUGCCCAUCACCUUGAUCUUCAAUAAGUUCUCCCACUUCUAUCGGCGCCAAAAACAACUUGAGAGUGCCAUGCGCAGCUGCGACUUUGGAGAUGGAAUGAAGGAGGUCCCUUCAGUCAAUUUAAGGGACUACUAUGCCCAUAAAGUUAAAUCCCUCAUGGCAAGCCUAACAAACAUGAGCAGGAGCUCACCAAGUGAACUAAGUUUAAGUGACUCCCUCCAUUAG
Molecule: messenger RNA, 1437 nt
Organism: Perognathus longimembris pacificus (Pacific pocket mouse)
Lineage: Eukaryota; Metazoa; Chordata; Mammalia; Rodentia; Heteromyidae
Gene: Kcns2
Product: potassium voltage-gated channel modifier subfamily S member 2
Exons: 1
Coding region: 1-1437 (478 amino acids)
Biological process (GO): potassium ion transmembrane transport; protein homooligomerization; regulation of delayed rectifier potassium channel activity
Cellular component (GO): membrane; voltage-gated potassium channel complex
Molecular function (GO): voltage-gated potassium channel activity; protein binding
Source: RefSeq, a predicted model, not a curated record